Molecule: messenger RNA, 1887 nt
Organism: Exophiala aquamarina CBS 119918
Lineage: Eukaryota; Fungi; Ascomycota; Eurotiomycetes; Chaetothyriales; Herpotrichiellaceae
Exons: 2
Coding region: 1-1887 (628 amino acids)
Molecular function (GO): protein binding
Source: RefSeq, a predicted model, not a curated record
AUGGCCGGGCCAUACUCGUCGGUUCAACUGACUCAAGUCAAACGAGUCGAGUCACAAUCGGCCAGAGAAGCCAGGUUUAGUACACACCGCGGCCUAAUCAAGCAACUCUACGUCGAAAAUGAUAUGCCCCUGAGGGAUCUCAUGGAACACAUGAAGGUUGAAUACGGCUUUAAUCAAACCAUGAAACCAUGGAAGACCCAGCUGAAUGCCUGGGGCUAUAAGCAUCAUCUAACCGUCAAGGACGCGGCCCAUAUCUUAAGGUGUCUGGACCAAGCGCCCUUGCUGGGAUACCAAGAUGCUGUCCUGUUCUCGGGAAAGCUCAAGACCAGACAGCACAUCACCAAAUACAUCCAGAGAUCCAGAGACAUUACCAGUGAGCUCGAUUUGCUAUCUAGGAUACCAAAGGAAGAACCGACCCCGGAGCACAUCAAGUAUUUGCCAGUGGCCCACACUCCCCCAUUAAGCGGUUCACCAGGUUCACUAAUCGCUCCUACUGGCUCCGCAGAGAUAUCUCCAAUGAUCAAGCCAAUGCCGUCUCCCUUGAGUACACCUCGGUCGUCUCAGGAAUUUCUCGUGAGACCAGGGUUCCAAGGAGGAGGGCUAGGUCCGAACCAGUAUAUCACACAUUAUGACCACCUUCAAAAUAACGUAAGCUUCGACAGAGUGGGCCAAAAUCAUGACAAUGGAGCAGAGCAGCAAGCCAUCCCAGGCUUGGUCAUGCCGUUUAAACUGCCAGACAGGGAACCGCGACUCCCGGCCGGGCGAUCCACUACUGAGCAAUUGUAUGCAAAACUUCCCCGAGAUGUCACAGUGGCUGCUCUGUCCGCGGAUCCCAUUGAUCUGAGCAAGCUGGGCAUUACUCCUACCGACGAGCGACAUGGUCUCGGCUUCGACAUCCUGGGUCGUGGUGACUAUACUCGGUGUCCCUUGGUCAACGAUAACAAUAGUUACGCAGCGCUGUUUGUCGAUAACUGCUUGUAUUGGUGUUAUUGCGUGGGUCAAGAGAAUCCUCGGUUCCAGGAGCAUGCACAGUACCAUCUUCAGACUGCAAGGUCUUAUUUUGUCUGCAUGCUCCAAGAUACCAAAUCGCCAGGAGAAGACUGCCUCGCCGCACUGAGUGUGAUGACGACAUUAUUCGAUUGCCUCGGUCAUACGCAAAGGCUUUCGACAAUAUUGACAGUGUGCGACCAGGAUACCAGACGGCAUUCUGGUGCUAACAAUCCUUUGACAAAGACCAUCGCCUUCAAGAAGAGCUUUCUCGAUCGUCGUCAACGUGGAGAGCGCCCUAAGCAUGACCUGAAGCAGCUUAAGGAUAUAUGUGAAGAGACCAAGAAGUUUUAUCCCAACAGCCUUGGCCCAGCAUUGACCGCGAGGUACAAUUGGGCUUGGGCGAUGUUAGAGAUGAGACAUCUCAAAGAGGCCCAGCGUCAACUGAAGACAAUAGCUGCCGAGAGUCGGGCUCAUUUCGGAGUAGACCAUAUCCAGACCAUCAUGUCUGCGGCCACGUUGGCUCGUGCGACAUUGUAUUGUGGUGAUACUGAGGCAGCAAGGCGCAUCAUUGUGAAUGAUGUCUGCCCCAGCGUUCGCAGGAAUUUUCCGAGAGACCACCCUUAUACCUGGGAGGCGAACCACCGCCAGGCGAUCUUUUUAGAGAUGCUUGCAAAAGACGCCGAUGAAAAUUCUCGCUACGAGUACCUGUGGACUGCCGAGGAGCUUUUGCGUGAAGUGGUGAUCGAGAGACAUCGCGUGUUGGGAGAUUCCAAUCCGAAGUCUGUACACUCGUUUCGCUUGCUCAAAAACAUCCUGGAGCAGCAGGGCAAAUCAAAAGAUGCUGCAAACUUAUGGGCAUGGUGUCAGUACAAGUUGUCUCUGCGUGAGCGAGCAUAG